CGGCAGCUGAUAGCGGGGCUGGGCGCUGUAAGCUGAGCCUCUGGAGCUGCGACAGCGGGCGGGAAUACAUACCUAAGCUCUGGGCGAGGUAUCCUAACCUAGGUAUCGAUCGCCCUACAACACAAUGCCAUGACCCCUUGACGACCGACAACGAAACGAGAUCGACGGCGAGAGAAAACAGUACAGACUGCGCUACAGACAUUCCUCACACUACUGCCACGUUCCCCCUCUUCCACGUUCCUCCUCUUCCACGUAUCGACUGUCGGUGAUCCCGCUCCACAUGUAGCGCCUCUACGCUCAUCAGAAACAACAACAUGGAGCGCACCGCUUCCGGCCCCAAGACUCUCUUCCCGAGAGGGCCAAGCUUCACUCUGGACGACUUCUCCAACAAGGACUUUAUUGUGCGUGACUUUGUCGAUAGCCUAGCUGAGAGCGCCGUGCCCUCGAAUCGCCGGUCAGGGAGUGCGCAAACACCUUUCGACCCAAAACCCCUGAUUCGAACAUUUGAAAAUGCCCUUGAUCAACUAGGCUCGCUUGGAGCUGAACUCCAGGAGAAGGAGUCGGAGCUUAUGUCGCAUGUGCGCCGCGCAGAGGUAGCCCAUGAUUCAACACUCGAGACCCUAGGCCAGAAGCUCGACGAGUCCAUGAGGGCGUUCGAACAGUUAGAUCUAUCCCUCAACCAAGAACAUUCUUUUAAAACCGGAGUCGGCAUCAAAACACACGCUGGCGGCAACAUAGCGCUCCAAAUCGGCGAGAAGCUCGAGGACCUGGACAAGAAACGACGGCGUGCGAACGAUGCCAUAUUUCUGAUUCAGUGCUGGACGGAGGUCAGCGAGACGGGAAAGCUAUCACUCCUACAAGACGUUCAAAGACAGGCUGGUUCUGAGCACAAAGUACGGUGCGCAAUGAUUGUUCGACAACUCAUGCGCAUCAGCCAGCGACUUGAUCCAACAUCAUGGGGGCAGACGAACGGCCAGCGAAACGGAGGACAAACGAAUGGUGUGGUUGGAAAUAUAAGAUUACACAACACCAGGGAAGUCUUGGAGAAGUUCUGCGAGACGCUCGAGCAGGAUCUGCUUCAGCAGUUCGAAAACAGCAACAAAAAGGGCAACUAUAGCGAUAUGAUGGAAUGUGCAAAGGUUCUUUACGACUUCAACGGAGGUGCCAGUGUCAUUGCGACCUUUGUCAAUCAGCAUGCCUUCUUCCUGGAUCGCGAUCAACUCCUGGCCGACGAGGUUCAGGUGGAUAGCGACACAUGGGAACAGCUGGCAGAUCCUGACUCGGAGCCGCCAACGGUAGAACCGAGCCUGCAGAACCUCUUGGACGAGAUCAAGAUCGUUAUGCAAGACGAGUCCAACCAGAUCAAACUCAUCUUUCCGUACUACGAAACAGUGCUUAUCAAGUUCAUUCAACGAAUAUUUCAGCAGUCAAUCCAACAGAGGCUCGAAAUGGUAUUGGAUGAAACUCUCAAAAUCUCUUCCUUAGCUUUCUUGAGAGCCUUGCACUCCUCAAGAACUUAUCUAGGGUCAUUGGUCGAAGAUCUCAAGUCCCAUGGCUUGACAGAACACCCCGAGCCUUGCUCCGCCCAAAUAGCACACACACUCGACCAGCAGAUGGAAGAGCUUUUUGUGCCAUAUAUGAUAGGCAACUCGUACAUCGAGCGGGAGCGGAAGAGUCUGGAAGAAAUGUACAGCUCCCUGCUCUUCAAGUACAGUAUAUACCAUUCCAGGCGGAAAAAGGCGCCGACUGGUUUCAUGGCUUCACUGGCCCAGCAAGGCACACAACUGAUUGCCUCCGCAAAGGAUGCUUAUAUCGAGCGUCUCGACUCGUCAGAACUCACAAGCACACAGAAGAAAAUGAUGCUGCGUGUUGCUGGCGUUCAAGAUAAGGACAAGGAUAACAAGAACGAGAUCGAGGUCUCGGAGGAGGACGGCGCUUUGAGCGUUGCUAAUGCCAAGCGCAUGCUCAAGUGGUUAGCCGAGAGCGUCCAGCGCACUCUUGAACUCGGAACACAGACCGAUACUCCCAAGGAUGUCAAUACUCUCCUGAACCUGCUCUUGACGAGCCUGGGCCAGGUAUACAUCGAGACAACUCUCGACGCUGCCCUUGACCAAGUCUCUGUGCAGGAGAACACAAAGACAGAGCCUGAUUUAUCUUACUUGCCAACGAUACAGCCGGCUGUCACAAUCACAAGCCUCAUGGAUCGAUUCAUCACAGUCGUGCUCAUCCGGCUUGCGGAAUCAAACACAACAGUCAGGCGUAGCAUGGAGGCGCAGAAGAGGGCGGCCAUUGGUAACAUUGAGAAGAAGACAAACAAUGUCAUCAAGGGCACUAUCGACGUUGUAUCCAACUGGGUGACCAAGUCCUUAGCUGGUCAGCGGAAGCAGGACUUCCGACCAAAAGAGGUCGAGCUCGACUCAUUGCAGACACAGACGUGUCUGAGCAUCUGUACUUUCCUAGCCCGCGUCCAGCGUCUCGCUCGUCAAGCUAUCGACGGCCAAAACUCAGAAAAGUUCUUUACUGAACUUGCUCUGGUGAUUCUGAAGCUGCUCUUUGAGCACUUCAAGAAGUUCCAGGUCAAUGCCACAGGAGGUCUGAUGGUCACGCAAGAUAUCGCAAAGUACGUUUCCACAAUGCGCGAGUGGCCAUUGACCAAGGAGGUUGGCUCCGCUGUCGAAAUGCUCACUGAGAUUGGUUCUCUCUUUAUCGUCGGCCCCGAAGCACUCCGCGAAAAGACACGAACACUGGCGGCAUCGGGCAUAAGGGGGAAACUGUCCAGAGCAGAUUUUAGGGCGUUUGUGCAGAGGCGUGAUGACUCGGGGACAGUGGGCAUCCAGAGCGUUUUGAGUGGUCUUUGAGCGUUGGUGCAAGAGGCGGAUCAAGGAAAACUCUGUAGAAUGGGCUGCAGAGAGUUGAUUUUUUUGUAGCCAUGAAUGCAUUGAAUGAGAUACCGUGCUCUCUUUCCCGUAGUCCAAGGACUUUUAGUGAUGUGAUACGGAGAAGUGGUUCAUAGGUCUCGUCUCAUGCCACCAGCUCUCCCCGUCUUCCGCUCAAUCUUCUCAUCGAGGAAGUCCAUGAUCUCACAAGUGUUGGCCAACUUCAUGAGUUCUGCGCGCUCUUUCUUAUCUAGAAGCGAUGCCUUGUCAGACCCCAUGCCUGGCGCUGUCAUUUCCAUAACGUGGUGUUGUACCAGCUUGAAUGGUACAGGGGCCUUUGCAACCUUGCACAUGAAGGUUUCAACGGCUUCCCAUGGGCAAGCCGAGUAGCCAGCGAAGAUGGCUGGGUUAGCAAGGAGACCACGGGCGGACAUGAAUCCAGAGAGGUGAGUGUUACUAGGGCAUGGCAUGUUCACAGCGGAGUUGGUAUCGUUGAGAACAAGUUUGUCCAGCGAGGGGAGGGGAGAGUCGUUAUUGGUGGUGAUGGUGGGCUGGAAGGGGAGAGUGCUGAGGUCGAAAACAUCUCCUGAAAGAAGUAUUGGGAGAGUUUUCGAGUACUUGGCUGUCAAGAUCUCGAGGGCUUCGGUCCUGAUAGGUGUGGUUGAUGGGGUUGAUCUUGUCCGUGGGUGAAUGGUGAUCCAGUCGAUCUGGCGGUUUUGUGGGUGACCUAUCACGGUGUCUAUAAAGUCCAUGGUUUGCCUGAAUGUGUCAGUAAAUAAAUCUAUCUUGUCUGAAAGAGAGGUUGUACCUGAGAUCGUUGUGAAUCCUG
Messenger RNA from Fusarium verticillioides 7600, 3705 nucleotides. RefSeq lists its product as hypothetical. The record is from RefSeq and is a predicted model, not a curated record. Bases 315 to 2858 code for a protein of 847 amino acids. Gene Ontology annotation, cellular component: cytoplasm; exocyst. The transcript is spliced from 2 exons. Gene Ontology annotation, biological process: exocytosis; Golgi to plasma membrane transport. NCBI's taxonomy places the organism in Eukaryota, Fungi, Ascomycota, Sordariomycetes, Hypocreales, Nectriaceae.